This is a messenger RNA of Callorhinus ursinus (northern fur seal), 909 nucleotides long. Lineage: Eukaryota; Metazoa; Chordata; Mammalia; Carnivora; Otariidae. The record is from RefSeq and is a predicted model, not a curated record.
AUGGCGUCCCCACCUGGCGGCUCCCUGAGCCUCCUGCUCUGGCUCCUGCUCCUCCAGCCCCAGCUGGAGGCGGCGCGGGACGGGUCCGCGCCACGCCCACCCUCCCCGGCCCCCCCCCCCCCGUCGUCGUCGUCGGGGGGCGGCCGCGAGGGCCCCGGCGCGAGCCUGGGGAGGGUUGAGGGACCGUCUGCGACCCCGGGGCCCCAAGAGGCUGCUGUAUUCUCCCAGUUGGUGGAACUGAUCCCAGGGUGUGGCCAAGUAGUUGCGAAAAUCUUGGGAGGAAAGGAGGCCGAAGAGGGGAAGUGGCCUUGGCAGGUGAGCGUGAGGAUCAACGAGAAACACGUGUGCAGAGGCUCCCUCAUCACACAGCAGUGGGUGCUGACUGCAGGCCACUGUAUUUUAAGCCAAUUCCACUACAGUGUCAAGAUGGGAGGUCGGAGUGUCUAUAAAGAAAUCACCAGUGUGGUGAUCCCCGUCCGAAACAUCAUCAUCCACCCCGAGCUCUCAGUAGUCGGAACCAUUCAAAAGGACCUUGCCCUUCUCCAGCUCCUCCACCCUGUAAACUUCACUGUGACCAUCCAGCCUGUAUGCAUCCCUCAGAAGACCUUCUGGGUGGAAGCUGGGACCACGUGCUGGGUGACUGGAUGCGCAGAAAAGAGGAAUAUGGGACCCUGACUGUCUGCUGUUCUCCAUGAGGUCGACCAAGACAUCAUGCACCAUGAAAGGUGUAAUACGAUGAUUCAGAAAGCCAUAACAACAAAGAAGAGUGUAGUACUGGAAGGGAUGCUCUGUGGCUAUAAAGAAGCUGGGAAGAAUUCUUGUCAAGGAGAUUCAUGGGGAGAACCCCUCGUGGCUCCCCGGAGCUGGCUGGGCCUGCUCCUUGCUGCCUGGGGGCCCUGCCAAGAGUAG